AUGAUAAAGACACAGCUUGAACCUGUGUUCCAAAGGGCUUUCCCUUCCUCCUUCAACUCCUUGGACGUGGUAUCAUUCAGAAAUGGCUCAAUCAUCAACGAAAUGAAUGUUCGCUUUGCAAGCACAUUUGUUCCUAAUAACACUCAGAUUGCAAGUGUUUUGAUCAGUGCUGCUUCAACCGUCACCGGCUUUGACAUUGAAGGCAGCUCAAUCAACGUGAAUGGCACACGAACAACUAGUCCAACAACUACCACAGCAAUAACAACACCUGCUCCCACAACAACUACUGCAGCAACAAAACCUGCUCUCACAACAACUACUGCAGCAACAAAACCUGCUCUCACAACAACUACUGCAGCAGCAACAACCACACCUGCUCUGACAACUACUGCAGCAACAACACUUUCUGCAACAACAAAUACUGCAGAAACUACACCUGCUCCCACAACAACAACUCCAGCCAAUACUACUACAGCAACAACACUUGCUCCCACAACAACUACUUUGGCAACAACAACAGCGCCAACAACAACACCUGCUCUCACAACAACUACUGCAGCAGCAACAACAACAACAACAACAACUGUUCCAAUAACAACUAGUCUAGUAACAACUACUACUACUACUACUACUACUACAACAACAACACCUGCCCCAACAACAACUACUCCAGGAACUACUACUACAGCACCAACACUUGCUCCCACAACAACUGCUGCAGCAGCAACAACAACAACUGCUCUAACAAGUACUCCAGAAACUACUAUUACUACAACAACAACACUUGCUCCAACAUCAACUACUGCAGCAACAACACCUGUUCCCACAACAAUUAUUGCAGCAAUAACAACAACACUUGCUCCAACAACAACAAAAGCAACAACAAAACCUGCUCCGACAACAACUACUGCUGCAACAACAACAACUGCUCCAACAAGUAGUUCAGUAACUACUACUACUACUCCAACAACAUCUGCUUCCACAACAGCUACUGCAGCAGCAACAACGGCUGCUCCAACAACUACUCCAGUAACUACUUCUACAGCACCAACACUUUCUCCCACAACAACUACAGCAGCAACAACAAUAACAACUGCUCCAACAACAACUAGUCCAGUAACAACUACUACAGCAACAACACUUGCUCCAACUACAACUACUGCAGCAACAACAAAACAUGUAGUACGAAGAUUUUUAAGUAAUCAGCAAAAGAUUUGGUUUGGCCCCAGUCAAUCCCCUUAGUAGAGAAUGUUCCGAUUUUUCACACAAAAAAUGUGCACACUGCCCAGAAAAACACAUGAAGAAACUUAAUGUUUUUGUAAAUAAUGAAUAGCUCAGAUUUUUUUCUAUAUCCUUUAUUGGUGCCCAUCAUUAUACGUUCCUCCCGUCGGUCUGUCUCCUGGCCACAAUUAGUUUUCUACACUACCACAGGAACAUCUUUCACUCUUGUAUAGUCUACGUACUAUAUCAAAAAAAACUAUCUUGUUCAGAUUUACAGGAGGAAUUGAUAAAAAGAGACAUCAAGGGGAAUACAUCAGGACAAACUAGAUUAUUUGCAUUUCUUGAAGGAAAUAUGUGUGAUUGCUAGAUAUGCUGCUGCUGCAGAAGAAGAAUUAUUUGAAAUAAAGAGCUAAGAUAACUAAAGUCUUACAAUAAGUCUGAAAUUAAGAGUGAAGCAAACUACACUACAUCUCCAGCCCACUGUACCACUUACACAAACAUACAAGUAAUAAGUGUUUAAAUGCAAUUUAUUUUCUGUUUCUGCAGCUUGAACCUGUGUUCCAAAGGACAUUCCCUUCCUCCUUUAAGUCCUUGGAUGUGGUGUCAUUCAGAAAUGGCUCAAUCAUCAGCGAAAUGAACGUUCUCUUUGCAAGCACAUUUGUUCCUAAUAACACUCAGAUUUCGAGCGCUUUGAUCAGUGCUGCUUCAGUCGUCACCGGCUUUGACAUUGAAGGCAGUUCCAUCAACGUGAACGGCACACCAUCAAGUGGAGUAAGCCACAAGAUCAGUUUCAUUACCGCAUCCUGCCUGGUACUGUUGUCCUGGAUUUUCUCAAGCCAGCAAUAGCUUCAGUGCUGAAUUCCAUUUCAUUGCUAUCAGAACAUGAAUGCCAUCACUGGUAUGAAAAGGGACUUUGUUGUUAAUAGUCCAAGAUUCAAUAUUGGUUUUGGUCUUUGGUCUUGUAUGGCUUCGGAUGACCUUACAAUCAAAUGUACCUUUCCCUGACCGGAACUAUUAAUGACUAUGAAUUAGGUUUGUCUGUCGAACACUUUAAGCACCCGGUCCACUGAAUUGUGAUAAAAUAAAAAGCUCAACCAAAUAACAGUAUUUAUUAAGCCCUGGGAUGUCAAUUAUUAUUUGCAAUAUUUUACUAUUUAUGUCAAAUGUAAUAUAUAUAGUACAUGCAUUUUGGUUCUCUGGGCACUGUACUAUAAAAAUAUUUAACUUUGUGUAAAAAUCACUCUCACCAUUGCUUGAAUGUAGUUUCCAAAAGCAUGUAAAAUUCAUGUUUAGGUUUCACUUGCUAACCUAGCUGCAUGACAUACUAGCAUAACAUAGCAGCACGAACAUAGCAACAUAACAUAGGAUAACAACACAACAUGGUCAUUGUAUAAAUUAUAUAUAUGUAUAAACAACGCUUUGUCAAUUUUUUUAUUUAUGCAAAGUUUAUUUAUGUAAUCAUAUGUAAAGCUGUAUUCUAUGAGACUUGUUGUAGUUUGCACAAUUUCUGUCAGAAACUUUACAAUGAUCAGAAUACAAAAUCUUUCAAGAAUUUAAA
Molecule: messenger RNA, 2779 nt
Organism: Micropterus salmoides (largemouth bass)
Lineage: Eukaryota; Metazoa; Chordata; Actinopteri; Centrarchiformes; Centrarchidae
Product: mucin-5AC-like
Exons: 6
Coding region: 1-1242 (413 amino acids)
Source: RefSeq, a predicted model, not a curated record